Juglans regia (Persian walnut) is the source of this 1337-nucleotide messenger RNA. RefSeq lists its product as uncharacterized. The record is from RefSeq and is a predicted model, not a curated record. Bases 572 to 1066 code for a protein of 164 amino acids. NCBI's taxonomy places the organism in Eukaryota, Viridiplantae, Streptophyta, Magnoliopsida, Fagales, Juglandaceae. The transcript has 6 exons.
GGCCAAAAACGGGUUUUCACUUUUCACUUUUCCCCUUAAACCUCCACCGAACUCGACACACUCCGUCUCUCUCCCCUCUGCCUCCCUCUCCUAGUUUGUCGACGCCAGUAAACCCUCCGCCCAUCACUCUCGCGCUAUCUCUCUCUCUCUCUCUAACUCUCUGUUUCCGGUAUUAGUUCCCUGGGUGACCAACUAAGGCCGCUAGAGACAACGCACCGCCAUGCCACCAAGUGCACCUCGAAGUUCCUAGACAAUACAACCUCGCUCUCGAAUUCGACGGAUCCACCGCAACGAGUUUUGGGUAAGGCCACUCUCCUCAGCGCCGCCGACGAUCGUGACUCUCCUCCGCCGACAACGCACGGAAGCCCCUCCUCCGCCACUCUCCUCUCUGCCAGCCGACGAUCGUGACCCUCCCAGUGCCGCCACUUUCCGCCACUCUCCUCACCGCCGCCGAAGAUCAUGACCCUCCCAGUGCGGAAAACGCACGGAAUCCGCCUUCUCCACCACCCAGUACCGUCGCCCACAACCCCAAAUUACGAUUUGUAGGCAGCAGUAACUCGAAUUCCAGGAAAUGAAGCUGAAGGUUGUGGGCAAGAAACUUUAUGAUUACAUUCGCUAUGAUCUCAAAGAAAUCGCUUUCCCUUCGUCGCUUCCAGAUCCCCCCCAUAUUAAAAAACGGCGUAAACUCACCUGGCAGGAACGAUUCUUGGUGUUGAAGGAAGCUUGUAGGCUUUAUGCUGCGAGCUGGGUACGAGAUAUCGGUCCGGAUCUUCGGCCAAAUGAUUAUAAGAAGUACGAAGAGAGUGAUGAUAAGCCUGAUGGAGCAAAAAGUAAGACAAAAGAAAAAGAACCAUCAACGUUGGAAGAUUUAGCGGUGGCUGCCAGAGGGGGAAUGGAGACAUUAAGGCCUGCUUUGCAGCGUGUGUAUAUGACAAGAGCUUCUGCCUAUAGAGAUGCGCUCAAAAGCUUCAUAGAAGGAUAUCAAGAAGGCAUCCAACAGGUCAUGGAGAAAAAAGAGGAUUCUAAAUCUCAACCAAAAAGCAAUGCACCCAAAAAUCCCCCUUGACCUUUUGUAGGAGGGAAUAAAUCAGUUUUCUUCUAUUCACACAACUGGUAGAGCUUUUUACUUCUCAGAUUGUAGGAAACACCUAGCAUGAUCCACUCCAUUCAGAGGUUUUACCUCAUUGUAAAUCAAAACUUGGGAAAAAAACUAUGAAUAUACUGGAAAAUAUUCUGUAUAGUCGAUUCCUUCGUAAGAAAAUACUUAAUCAAGUGGCAGUGCCGAGACUUAGGCCUCGAUUGUGUAACAAUUUAUAUUCAGAUAUUUUCUUUCCAAA